CUCGAGGAUCCUGCAAGAGGGACUCCGCUCCUGCUGCUGCUGCUGCUGUGAAGAGCCGGGGGAGCGGACACGAAACAGGGGAGCGAGAGAAGAGACACGGGAGAUCCUCCAUCAACCGAAGGUCUCCUGUAUCUCUUCCAGGACGUGUCGCACUGAUUGUGUUUAACAUGCACAAUCCCAAGAGUGUGUAGUGUCAAGGGGAGUGUUUUGUGUGAGUGUGUGAGAGGAUACUUUAAUCGCAGAGAUGGGCUCGGUGGGAGCGGAGCGCCGCAGGCCCACUCCGGCCCAGACGCCCGAGGGCGGCGUGGUGCAGAGCUACAGCUUCGACUCCUACCAGCUGGAGGAGGAGGAAAUCGGUAAAGAUGCCCCGGAGCGAGGAGUGCUGGCUCUGUCCGAGCCCGACUUUGAGGAGCCGAUCCCUGAUGACCGUUACCAUGGCAUCUACUUUGCUAUGCUAUUGGCUGGAGUGGGUUUCCUGCUUCCCUACAACAGCUUCAUCACUGACGUGGACUACCUGCACCACAAGUUUGAAGGGACGUCCAUAGUGUUUGACAUGAGUCUGACCUACAUCCUGGUGGCUCUGUUGGCCGUCAUCCUCAACAACGUGCUGGUGGAGAGACUCAGCAUGCACACCAGGAUCACUGUGGGUUACAUCUUAGCUCUCGGGCCACUGAUCUUUGUCAGCGUGUUUGAUGUGUGGCUGGCAAAGUUUACCACCAGGCAGGCUUACAUCGUCAACCUUGUGUCAGUGGGAGUGGUGGCCUUUGGAUGUACAGUGCAGCAGUCCAGUUUCUAUGGUUACAUGGGGAUGCUGCCCAAGAGGUACACGCAGGGGGUGAUGACAGGGGAGAGUACAGCAGGAGUGAUCAUCUCCCUGUCUCGCAUCUUCACCAAGCUGCUGAUCUCAGACGAGAGGAGGAACACGCUUAUCUUCUUCCUCGUCUCCAUCAGCAUGGAAAUGCUCUGCUUCCUGCUUCACCUGCUGGUCCGCCGCUCCCGAUACGUCCGCUACUACACCAACCACGCCCAGGGCAAAGGCCCGGGCAAAGGACAUGACCCGCGUGACAGCGGGACGGGAUACCGGGUUCACCAUGAUGUCACCUCAGAGGAAGGAAAUAGUGGAACAGGACCGUCUACUACAGAGGAAGGCAUUGAGGACAUUGUCGGCGGGAUGUACGUGCGAUUUGACGCCCCUACAGCCAAGAUAAGGAAGAGCUGGCCCGGUGUCCGCGACAUGAUCUUGCAUCGUUACGUGGUGUCCCGUGUGAUCUGGGCCUACAUGCUGUCUAUAGCGGUGACCUACAGCAUCACUCUGUGUCUGUUCCCCGGCCUGGAGUCAGAGAUACGAAACCCAACCUUGGGGGAAUGGCUCCCCAUCCUCAUCAUGGCCACCUUCAACAUGUCUGACUUUGUUGGCAAGAUCCUGGCAGCGCUGCCGUACGACUGGUCUGGAGGCCGCCUGCUCUUCUUCUCCUGCCUGAGGGUGGUUUUCAUUCCUCUGUUCGUCAUGUGUGUGUACCCUGCGAAUGCACCCACCCUGUCCCACCCUGCCUGGCCCUGUCUCUUCUCCCUCCUCAUGGGAGUCACCAAUGGCUACUUCGGUUCUGUGCCGAUGAUCCAGGCUGCUGGCAAAGUGCCGCCCGAACAGAGGGAGCUGGCAGGGAACACCAUGACAGUCUCCUAUAUGACGGGCCUGAUGGUGGGCUCCGCUGUGGCGUACGCAGCUUACAGCUUCACCGUUCCUGAAUCAGGAACACGCAUCUCCACACUCAACUUACACCCACCUGCAAACGCUACCGGGUAUUGAAUGUCCACACACCUGAAUAAAACACACACACACACCAAUGUAAACACACAUACAUGUACACACACCUGAAGCCAUUUACACACAUGAGGCCAGGAGAAGCAGCUCAGACUGAUGGACUCGAGUCCUGCACCAGGGGACGAGAAGAACUCUUUAAAGUUUAUAAUCGGACAGAUUAAUUCUUGCUUCGAUUUGGCUCGUUGGAUAAAUAAAGUGGAAUAAGAGACAGAAAGUGGGAUUGAGGCCCCAUCCACACUACUCCGUUUUUAUUUAAAAACUAAGUUUUAAAAUGAAAACGAUCUCUGUCCACACCAGUGUUUUAGCUGUGUAUCAGAGUUGAUCUCCGUCUAUAUUAACAGCUGAAAACACACAUCUAGUGGCCGUUCACUCACACUGGGUGUGCACGUGACGGUGUAAACAUGAAGCAGAUAGCAGAUGGUCUACUCCGUAGUUACAGAAGAUUUGGCAAAAGAAUAAAGAAAUACAGACGAAGAACCACACCAGAUAAUUCUUAUACAUGGACCAACAACGAGCUGGAUCUGUUACUGAAUGUAACACGGGAGUUAAAAGCAACUGUGGCGGCGGAAAACAGACUGGAAGUCGUUGCAAAGUAAAUACGGUGAAAUGCAGAG
This is a messenger RNA of Micropterus dolomieu (smallmouth bass), 2436 nucleotides long. It is a transcript of the gene slc29a4a, whose product is annotated as solute carrier family 29 member 4a. Gene Ontology annotation, biological process: nucleoside transmembrane transport. The record is from RefSeq and is a predicted model, not a curated record. Gene Ontology annotation, cellular component: plasma membrane. The coding region runs from base 245 to 1807 and encodes 520 amino acids. Gene Ontology annotation, molecular function: monoamine transmembrane transporter activity; nucleoside transmembrane transporter activity. The transcript has 12 exons. Lineage: Eukaryota; Metazoa; Chordata; Actinopteri; Centrarchiformes; Centrarchidae.